Lobosporangium transversale is the source of this 615-nucleotide messenger RNA. RefSeq lists its product as hypothetical. The record is from RefSeq and is a predicted model, not a curated record. Bases 1 to 615 code for a protein of 204 amino acids. The transcript has 2 exons. NCBI's taxonomy places the organism in Eukaryota, Fungi, Mortierellomycota, Mortierellomycetes, Mortierellales, Mortierellaceae.
AUGCCGUCGCUGUCGCCGUCGCCAGAGGAGUUUAAGGUUCCAUCGCGAGAGUUUGUAAGCCCUUCAAAGAACGAAUGGCCGUUGGAUGAGUCUACCGCUACAUUAGAGGCUGGUGAGAUGGGCUCCUGCGCGGCUCUUGUUCCAGGCCCAAGAGCCUGCAUCGAUGAAGUGUUAGCCAAUGUACUCACAGGAGGACUGCUUGUAAAUAUACUCGAAGCUCUACUGGAGCUGCGAGUGCUACGGAUCGAGUGCUCAUCAUACAUGCGCUGGAUUCGAGAAAGUCCGCGCGGAGUACGACCACUUGAGGCUAUAUUGGGAGGCUGCAUUCCAGGAGAUCGGGUUGUAGAUCGGGUAACAAGGUUAGAGCUUCCUAGAGCCGCUGCUCCACUGCGAGAUAUAGGUCUCUCAAUUCGUGGGGCGUUAAUGUGGCUGUCAUCACCAUUUAGGCCUGCAUUACUCUCAGCUUCUGAGCUAGUGACAACGGUGCUGGAUGUAUCUCCAGUUUCUGGAAGCGAUAAAGGUGAUACACUUUGGGCUGGAUGGGCACCUGGAGAGGUAUUCGAUUCGUCUGCAUUGCCAUCAUCAUUACCAGGGUUCGGAUUUGUAUUGCUGUAG